GCUUCAAGAAGCAUUAGUUUUUUCUUCUCGGGAGCUAGCAAUGGAAGAUGAAGGGCAAGAACAUCCUAAUAGUCCAAGCCAUGGCUCAGAGAGAAACAACGAGCCAGUGAGGUCAAGGUGGACUCCGAAGCCGGAGCAAAUCCUUAUACUGGAGUCUAUCUUCAACAGCGGAAUGGUAAAUCCCCCCAAAGACGAAACUGUGAGAAUAAGAAAACUGCUCGAGAAAUUCGGUUCGGUCGGCGAUGCAAACGUCUUCUACUGGUUCCAGAACCGGCGCUCGAGAUCUCGCCGCCGACAGCGCCAGAUGCAGGCUUCCCUCGAACAAAGAAAUCAGGCCCAAGUUGUCACCGGUGCAACUCAUCAGUUCGAGAGCAGCUCCGGUUUGGGUGUCGGCCCUUUGUCAACUUCUUUUCCAUCUUCUUAUCAUCUUGGUUCCUCGUCCUCGACUGGAGGACUUACCGGCAACGUCGACGCUGUCGGUCAUCACUGUCUCUUUUCAGUCUCCGGUCAACUUGGUUUCCCGGAAAUCGUGCAGGGCUCCGCCGCGACGCCCGGUUUAUGUCGUUCAGAUACUUUAAAUUUGCAGUACCAAUCUGGAUUCAUCACAGUGUUUAUUAAUGGGGUUCCAACAGAAGUUCCAAGGGGGCCACUUGACAUGAAAACAAUGUUUAGUCAAGAUGUUGUGUUGGUCCAUUCCUCUGGAGUGCCUCUACCCAUCAAUGAAUUUGGCUUCUUAAUGCAGGGGUUGCAGCAUGGCGAGAGCUAUUUCCUGGUUUCAAGACCAGCUUAAGAAAUAAAGCCGCACCAAUCAAUGGGAGAAAUUCCAACUUCUUUUAAUUCCUCUUGCUUAUUGUCUC
This is a messenger RNA of Corylus avellana, 857 nucleotides long. RefSeq names its product WUSCHEL related homeobox 12 (gene WOX12). The record is from RefSeq and is a predicted model, not a curated record. Lineage: Eukaryota; Viridiplantae; Streptophyta; Magnoliopsida; Fagales; Betulaceae. Gene Ontology annotation, molecular function: DNA binding; DNA-binding transcription factor activity. Gene Ontology annotation, biological process: adventitious root development.